UAGAUUGCUGCGCCUGGACCUCAGCAGGUCCCCCCUAACAGCAGGGGGCGCUAAAGGGCGCUUCGGAACUACGUCCUGUGUGUGUUCGGGAACUUCCGGGUGAAAAUAGCAACUUUCUGCAGAUUGAAAACAAACCGAAGGGCGGAGGUUCCGUUGGAAUAUCAACAGAACCCGGACCGCGAACAGCGGUUCUGUAAUGAGCAGGUGGCCGAACUUGACUGGGUUCGGUCGGUCAGCAUGGUGAAGUGUUUGGUCUCCGGCUGUCCGAACCGCGUGGAGGGAUCCAAUCAUGGAGUGUUCAGCAGAACCCAAAAACGGUUCUUCAAGUUCCCCAAAGACCCGACUAGAGUGAAGGUGUGGCUGGCAGCCCUGAGGCAGGCCGAGCAGCAGGAGCCGUCGGAUCAGAAGCUGAUCUGUGAGGAUCACUUCCUGCCUGAGGACAUCUCCUCUAACGAGGUCAGCGCCGACGCCAUCCCCAUCAUGCCGCCCUGCCCGGACGGGCCGCUGGGUCUGAUGGAUCCGUGGGGAGCCGGGCCAGAGGAGGAGGAGGCGGACCAGUGGGCCAGCGGUACCGCCGGGCCCGAUGAGGAGUACGAGGAGGAAGGUGGAGGCAGCCUUCCCUUCAACACCAAGCUCGCUCUACCAGAACUUCCUCCACUGGAUCCAGCAGAGAACCUCGAACUGAAGGUGGCGCCUCUCACAGUGGCUCCCAGAGAAUCCUUGUUCAGCCGAUAUCAGCAGGAGCCGCUGCUUCCGGCCAGGAUCCACACCAGAGAGGAUGUUUCUCUGCCGGUUCUGACCCGUCGAUUCCUGGAGCUCUUCGUGAAGAAUCCAGACGGUACCUUGGACCUCCGGACCGCCGUCAACAGCCUCAGAACCCGACGGCGCCGGGUCUAUGACAUCACCAACGUUCUGGAGGGGAUCCAGCUGAUCAAGAAGGAGUCUUUGUCUGUGUGCAGAGGCAGCUGUCCAGCCUCCAGCUUUCUGGGUCAGAACUGGUUCCAGUCUGAUGCGUCUGAACUGAAGCUGGUGGAGGAAACUCUGGACUCUCUGAUCCGGAUCAGCGCCCAGCAGCUCUUUGAUCUGACGGACGACCCGGAAAACUCUGCGCUGGCCUACGUGACCCACCAGGACCUCCAGCGGCUGAAGACCUUCCAGAACCAGACCUUGAUGGUGGUGAAAGCUCCUGAGGAAACCAAGCUGGAGAUUCCGGCUCCCACAGAGGACCGCAUCCAGAUCCACCUGAAGGGGGGGGUGGGCCCCAUCCUGGUGAUGACCUGUGACAUCGACACCGAAGGAUCCAGGGAGGCCGGCGGCGGCUUCCUGCCACUGGAGGACAGUCGGAUCAAGACGGUGGAGCUGCACACAGGACCACAGAGCACGCUCCAGGAGACGUAGUCUCACCCCGGCCAGCAGGGGGCGCCAGCAGACGGGAAUAAUGGACAUUUUCUUGGUUCUUCUGGAGAACCGUUCAGACGGCUGGAAGGUGGAACCGUCUCACAACCUGCCUGACAAAUCCAGAUCUUUAUUAGGAAGACCUGGACCUGGACCUGGACCUGGAUCUGGAGGCGUGAUCAUGAAGAGGCUGUUGGGAGCUGUAAUUUCCCACCACCAGUGAACUUUUUUUUUUCUUCUUUUGUUCAUUUUUUUUAUCAGUAUUUCUUUGUAUUUUCUGUUAUUUUAUUUUUUUUAGCCCAGAACUUUCUGACAGAAACGGACCUACAGGACGUUUUGAAAUAAAUUGAUCCAAUAAGUGUUUCUGA
Messenger RNA from Cyprinodon variegatus (sheepshead minnow), 1763 nucleotides. It is a transcript of the gene e2f6, whose product is annotated as transcription factor E2F6-like. NCBI's taxonomy places the organism in Eukaryota, Metazoa, Chordata, Actinopteri, Cyprinodontiformes, Cyprinodontidae. The record is from RefSeq and is a predicted model, not a curated record. Gene Ontology annotation, molecular function: RNA polymerase II cis-regulatory region sequence-specific DNA binding; DNA-binding transcription factor activity, RNA polymerase II-specific; protein dimerization activity. Gene Ontology annotation, cellular component: RNA polymerase II transcription regulator complex. The transcript has 10 exons. Gene Ontology annotation, biological process: regulation of transcription by RNA polymerase II. Bases 238 to 1398 code for a protein of 386 amino acids.